Messenger RNA from Rhipicephalus microplus (southern cattle tick), 648 nucleotides. RefSeq names its product CRISP/Allergen/PR-1-like. Lineage: Eukaryota; Metazoa; Arthropoda; Arachnida; Ixodida; Ixodidae. The record is from RefSeq and is a predicted model, not a curated record.
AUGUGUCGUGUAGAAUACCAGCUGGGAGCUGGCGACACACUGCACACGGCCUGCAAACCUCCCAAUCCAAGCUGCCGUAUUCGUGACAGCGGAGUUAGCGCAAAGGAGAUCCGACUCAUUCUCCGCAUGCACAACAGUAUUGGAAUGCUGAACUUGCCGCUGUGGCACAGGCACACGCCAAUCAGUGCAGCUCUGAGUGGGCGCAAAAACAUGAUGAGGCCAACGCGAGAAAAACAGUAUUGGAAUGCUGAACUUGCCGCUGUGGCACAGGCACACGCCAAUCAGUGCAGCUCUGAGUGGGCGCAAAAACAUGAUGAGGCCAACGCGAGAAAAACAGCAGCCUUUGAUGCCGUGGGCCAGAGCGCAACCUGGGAGGCCUUCAGCGAAGAUCGCAGCAAGCGUUGGUGGCAAGCGCACAUCGGAAAGUGGUUCGCUGAGUACGCAGUGUGCCCCGCCGACCGGAUCGAGUACUUCCGCGAAAGAAACGACGGUCUUCAAAUCGGUCAUUUCACACAGAUAAUUUGGACCGACACGCAGUUCAUCGGCUGCGGCUACUCGUACUACACGCUGGAUGGUGUCGAAGGUGACAAGAAAUACCAAGGCUUCUAUGUCUGCAACUACGCCCCAGCGUACGUGUCCGCAUGCUAA